This is a messenger RNA of Colletotrichum phormii, 1523 nucleotides long. RefSeq lists its product as uncharacterized. Bases 406 to 1311 code for a protein of 301 amino acids. The transcript has a single exon. Lineage: Eukaryota; Fungi; Ascomycota; Sordariomycetes; Glomerellales; Glomerellaceae. The record is from RefSeq and is a predicted model, not a curated record.
CCAUCCAGGUCCCAGCCAGCUAAACUACCUACACUUCCCCUUCCUUCCACCCUCCCGUCUCCCGUCCAAACUUCCUCACCGACACACCACAACUCUCGCACACAUUAUUGCUUCACCCGCAUUCCUCUCCCUCAUUGCAGAAAACAAGACGACCCUGUGAUUCAAUAUUGAAACACUCGUCACCCUAAUAUCCUCGCCCUUAAGACCCCUUCGCCCGCCCCCUACAGUCCACCGGCGCAUUCCAAGCCUCCUCGCUUUCUCUCCCGUCGCAUACUCGCGCACAGUCGCAAAAGUCUUUCCGUCGCAUACCAAUCAACCUCACCAACUCGUCAUCGCAUCGCUCCCAUCGCGCGACACCCAAUAACCCACGAGCGCAUACUUCGACCACCCAUCAAAUCCCUCAAGAUGCUCAUGCCAUCCGCCUUCUCAUGCGACACGUCGCAGCCGCCCCUCACCCGCCUCCAGGCAUCUCUCUUCGCAUCGCCUCCCUCCAGCCCUCCCACGCUGUCAACCAGCAGCGGCUUCGGCCACAUCUUGGACAGCUGCCGCUCCCUCCAAGCCCUCCUUUCAUCGCCUCAGCACCAUAAUAUCCCCAGCGCCGCUCUCUCGUAUGACGCGCAGCAACAAUACCUCCCCACGCCAUCCCAGCUUCCUACGCCGCCUCUCGCCCACGCGCCUGCUCCUCACAAGCUGCGCUUGCGCUCGCGCGCAAAGCAAGAUGGCGCCAUCAACAACGAUCACCUCCCACGCAAGCGCAUCGCAAAGCGCGCGCCGCCACGAGGUGUGAACAAGCGCCGCCGCGCGGCAGAUGACGAGACGGGUCGCGAAGAUGGCCUCCUUACGGACGAGGACGUUGAGAGCGACCUCGAUAUCUCAUCUCAGCGUCAGUCCUUCGAAGCCACCAACGACAACCUCAUCCCGUCCAACCCAUCCACACCCAAACGCGCGCGCAUCGCACCAGAGGUGAUCCCUCUCGGCCUCGAGCGCUCCGACUACCACACAUUGCACCUCCUCAACGGCGACGGUGUGAACAUGAACCACAACAGCAUGGUGGCCGAAGACACACAGAACGUCGAGGUCGAGGCCGAUGGAGAGCGGUGGAACGUCGAGGAGGAUAGGAUGCUCGUUGAGCUCGUGCUGGAGAAGCUGAAGCUCUCCAAGACGGAAUGGCAGGACUGCGCGCGCAGUCUGGGCAAAGACCGGAACUGUCUAUCACGGCGAUGGAAGAGCCUCAUGGUGCAGGGCGACGUCGGCCUCAAGGGACCUCGGAGGAGUAGCCGCAGGGCUAAUCUCCACGGUACCUGGCGGUGAUUGACUCCGAUUCUGGCGUCAUCGUCGAUAGUUUGAUUUUCAUUUGUCUUGGUGUUCGAAUUUGGCGUUUACAAGUGCCCAACGGUUAGAGCCCGGAAACGGCUUUUAUGGGACAUUUUUAGGAGCGGUUGUUCAGCGCCUCAUCUCGCGCUUGAUCUCGAGCUUGGAACUAGCUUUUGAGUUGGAAUAUGUUGGUUUCUUUACCUCCUCUU